AUGAUGCUGUCACCCCAGUUGUUUUGCAUGACCACAGCACUUACCCUCUUGUUGGUGACUUGCUAUGCUGAAAAAGAGUGCAUAGUUUCUGGAAAAGGAACUAUGGCCACCCAAGGCCAACAAGGGUUGCCACUGUCUCCUGACAUUGAAUUACAAAAAAUGCUUCAGAGUUUGGAAGAUCGAAUUCUACAACUUGAAAGAGUCCUUAUUUUGACUAAACAGAUAACAGAAUAUGGAGGAAAACUUUUUGCUACCAAUGGGAAAUCAGAAGAUUUUGAAACCAUAUUUCACACGUGUAAAAAUGCUGGUGGCUUCAUUGCAUCUCCCAGGAAUGAGGGGGAAAACAAUGCCAUUUUGGAGUUUGUGAAACAGUUUAACACAUAUGCAUAUAUGGGAAUAAAGGAGGGUCUACUUCCAGGUGAAUUCCUUUACCUUGAUAACACAAAGGUGUCUUAUACAAAUUGGUACUCAGGUGAGCCCUCUGGUAGAGGGACAACAACUUGUGUGGAGAUGUACACUGAUGGCACCUGGAAUGACAAAAAAUGCAAUUACGAUCGCCUGACUGUCUGUGAAUUUUAAUCCCUUCUCCUCCUUUUACUUUUGCAUGGCUGAUAACUCUUACAGUCCUGGAAUUCUGUCUGUCACCCACAAACAGGAACCUGUUCUUUCUGCACUGUAGUUAGUGAAUUUUGUGAUGAUUCUGCAGGAGAAUAUGAACAUUAAUAAAAGCAUGAAGUAUUAACUUCUUGAUGUUAGCUUUUUCAUGAAAAACUCUAAGAGGAGGAUAUUUGCACCCCCAACAAUAAGUAAUCCAGCACUUUCCUGGCCAAUCUCUACUUCUUGCUCCCCCACCUGCUGAGAGACAUCAUAAAGCAGUGUCUCCUGCUGAUCUGCUUUUUAACCUUUGCCAGCUUCAACUUGAAGGCAAGUAGAACUGAAGUUAAAAUCAGUAGCUCUUCAG
Molecule: messenger RNA, 961 nt
Organism: Alligator sinensis (Chinese alligator)
Lineage: Eukaryota; Metazoa; Chordata; Crocodylia; Alligatoridae
Product: pulmonary surfactant-associated protein A-like
Exons: 3
Coding region: 1-579 (192 amino acids)
Source: RefSeq, a predicted model, not a curated record